Messenger RNA from Penaeus chinensis, 1776 nucleotides. RefSeq names its product aldehyde dehydrogenase, dimeric NADP-preferring-like. Gene Ontology annotation, molecular function: aldehyde dehydrogenase (NAD+) activity. The record is from RefSeq and is a predicted model, not a curated record. The coding region runs from base 81 to 1451 and encodes 456 amino acids. NCBI's taxonomy places the organism in Eukaryota, Metazoa, Arthropoda, Malacostraca, Decapoda, Penaeidae. The transcript has 10 exons. Gene Ontology annotation, cellular component: cytoplasm. Gene Ontology annotation, biological process: aldehyde metabolic process.
UCGCAGUCGAAACCUCAGUUGCAGGGCAGUUGUGAUAGGGUUGCUGAGCUCUUCCUUGACCCAGUCGUUUCCAGGCAGCCAUGGCAUCUUUCAAGGAGAUCGUCGACCGCGCUCGUGCCGCUUUCCAAUCGGGGCGCACUCGGUCCGUAGAGUUUCGUAAACAGCAACUGCUCCAACUCAAGAAGAUGUACGAGGAGAACCGGCAGACGUUCCUCGACGCCGUUCACUCCGAUCUGAGGAAGCCGAAGCUCGAAGCAACUCUGUUCGAAACCGGGUUCGCUGAGAAGGACUUGGACUUCCUCCUGACGCGCGUGGAAGACUGCCUGAAGCCCCAGGAGGUCGCCCCUUUGAUGCCGCAGGACAAGUGCUUCAUCUACAAGGAUCCCUUUGGCGUCGUGCUCGUCAUGGGCGCGUGGAACUACCCUCUGCAACUCAGCCUCAUUCCUGCGGCAGGUGCGAUCGCUGCCGGAAACGCUGUCAUAAUUAAGCCCUCAGAAGUCGCUCCCGCCACAGCCGCUGCUAUCGCUAAGCUCGUGCCGCAGUAUCUUGACAAGGAGUGCUUCCACGUCGUGUGUGGGGGCGUUGCAGAAACCACUGAACUCCUGAAGCAGAGAUUCGAUUACAUCUUCUACACCGGGUCCACGGGCGUCGGCAAGAUCGUUAGGGAUGCGGCCAACAAGUUCCUCACGCCCACAACCCUGGAACUGGGCGGGAAAUGCCCCUGCUACGUCGACCAAACGGCCGACCUCGACAUCGCCGCGCGCAGGAUUCUGUGGGGCAAGCUCUUCAACCUCGGCCAGACCUGCAUCGCGCCCGACUACAUCAUGUGCCCCAAAGCCGUCGAGGGGGAGAUCGUCGCCAAGGCCAAGGAGAUCCUGAAGGAGUGGUACGGCGACAGCCUGGAGAAGAACCCCGACCUGUGCCGAAUCGUGGCCGAGAGACACGUGGACCGCCUCGCAGGAUACCUGAGCAGCGGACGGGUCGUCGUCGGAGGGAAAUACGACAAGAAGAGCAAGUGGGUCGAGCCGACGAUCCUGGUGGACGUUAAGGAGAACAGCAAGGUCAUGCAGGACGAGGUCUUCGGGCCGAUCCUCCCCAUCCUGAGCUACGAGAACUACCAGGAUGCGAUCAACUUCAUCAAGAAGGGAGAGAAGCCCCUCGCCAUGUACGUGUUUUCGAAGCAGCAGAAUGUAGUGGACGCCUUCCUCAGCCAGGUGUCGUCAGGGGGCGCCACCAUCAAUGACACUCUGCACCACGCCGCCAACCCCAACCUUCCCUUCGGCGGCGUCGGGCACAGCGGGAUGGGCGCUUACCACGGCGACUACACCAUCGACACCUUCCUGCACAAGAAAUCCGUCCUCAUUCGCAAUUUCGACGCUGCUCCGGAAAAGAUGUUGGCGGUCCGCUACCCUCCCUACACUGAUGAGAAACUGAAGAUUCUGAGCGCAUAAGGACACUCCACGCAGCCUCCACUUUCUGAUCUUCCACAUUUUUCUCCUCAAAUAUCUUCUCCACUUUUGUGUCUUCCGCUCUCUGCGUUUCCACUUUCUUCUCUCGCACUCUCUUCCACUUUCGUUUUCUUCUUCUUCUACUUUUGUUUUCUUCAUUCUUCGCUACCACUUUCUUCUCCUCCACUUUAUUCUCUUCUCCUUUUUUCCCUUCCCACUUUCUUCCUCUCAUUUUCCAUUUUCGUUCAUUUUCCUUCCAGUUUCUUCCAAGGCGGACCAUUGAUAUUCUUGAUCUAAAGAAAACGAAUAAAAUUAUGUUGAUUGUUAA